GGGGCUGGGGCUGGGGGUUGCGGCUGCGGCUGCGGCUGGGGCUGGGACUGCGCGGUGCACGGCAGUGCCUGAUGGACGCCCCGCCUCUGUAGGGGUGCCCUUGAAAGAUUCCAGCUGGUGUGGGCUUUCUGCAGAGCUAGUCCAGGCUACCAUGGCUGUACCACUAACAGCAGCUAAAACUCUGGCCCUUCAGGAUACACAGGAACAAGAGAAGAUUGUUAUUUUGAAGCCAAAAGACGAGGAACAGUCUUGGGAAUAUGAGACCAGACUACCUGGGAACCACUCUAGCAGCCAAGAGAUCUUCCGUCAGCGCUUUAGGCAGCUCUGCUACCAGGAGACCCCUGGUCCAAGGGAGGCCCUGAGCCGACUACGGGUACUCUGUUGUGAAUGGCUAAGGCCAGAGAGACACACCAAGGAGCAGAUCCUGGAUUUACUGGUGCUGGAACAAUUCCUGACCAUCCUGCCUGAGGAACUCCGGUCCUGGGUGCGGGAACAUCACCCAAAGAGUGGAGAGGAGGCUGUGACUGUGCUGGAAGAUUUAGAGAAAGGACUUGAACCAGGACUGCAGCUCUGAAUGAGAAAGAGACUCUAGCUCCUCUUCCUUUCCCUGUGCUGACUCUGAGGAGGCUCUCUAAAGUCUCUUUGGAAGCUUUGGUCCCCCAUAAACCGAGUGGUGCCUGAUCACCUCCAGGUUCCAGGCCCUGCAGAUGGACCUGCACAGGAAGAGCCGUGGGAGAAGAAGGCAUCUCUGGGACAAGCCCAGGAGGAACUAAGCAUUCAGCUCCAACCUAAGGAGACCCAGCUCAAGUGUGAAUCUCAGGAGACCCAGCC
Messenger RNA from Ictidomys tridecemlineatus (thirteen-lined ground squirrel), 831 nucleotides. The record is from RefSeq and is a predicted model, not a curated record. Lineage: Eukaryota; Metazoa; Chordata; Mammalia; Rodentia; Sciuridae.